CAUUUAAGAACGCAGAAUCGUAUUUUAGCAAGUUUCGAAAAGUAUAAGUUUUGCCGGGAUUUCGAUCUCUCAUUGACGGUAACAAAGAGCAUCCGGGCGAAAGAAAAAGUACAGAAAUUUGUCAUACGAUUAUUAGAUUGUUGUAACAUUAUGUCUAAAGUGAAUACGCUGUACAAUUAUUUUAUUUCUCCUAAAACUCCUACAACUCCUAAACAAUUGAAUAAUAAACGUUCGUCCGAAGAAAAAUCUAGCACACCGAAAAGAGCAAGGGAACAACGGAACAAAGCAAAGACUCCGAGUAAAGGAAAGGAGAACAAGGAUGUUAAAGAUAGGAAGAGAGUCUUUAAAGAUGAUGAUGAUGAUGAUGAUGAUGAUGAUGAUGAUGACAAAGAAAAGAAAGAAGAAGAAGAACAAAGCGAGCUAAUACGACCAAAGAAACGAAGAUUAAUUAUUCCUGAUGAAGAAUCUGGAGAAGAUUCUGGAGAUGAAUUUAAGCCUGAUCCAGAGAAUGAAUCAGAAGAUUCUGAUACAGGAUCUGAAGGAUGUACUGAAAGCGAACCACCAACUGCUAGUGAAGAAGAAACUCCUGAGAAGAAGAUAAAGUUGAAUAAAACUUCUGGAAGAAAACAAAAUGAUAUAAAGAAAAUUCCCAAAGAAGAUAAAAAGGAAUCAAAAUCGCAACAACAGAAUCAAGCCCAAGGUCCAAAUAAUGUGGAAUCUUGGCGACACUUGAAGUAUGAUUUUCUUCAACCAAAUAAAAUACGAGAUAUUAAUAGAAGACCACCAACUGAUCCAGAGUAUGAUCCUAAAACACUUUAUGUUCCUCAGGAUUUUUUGAACCAACAAACUCCAGCUAUGAGACAAUGGUGGGAAAUAAAAAAGAAACACUUUGAUUGCAUUCUUUUCUUUAAAGUAGGAAAGUUUUAUGAAUUAUAUCACAUGGAUGCUGUAAUUAGUGUCAAUGAGCUCAAUCUUACAUAUAUGAGAGGAGAGUUUGCGCAUGCAGGGUUUCCAGAAAUUGGAUAUGGUCGUUUUUUAGCGAGUCUCGUAGAAAGAGGCUAUAAAGUGGCUAGAAUAGAACAAACAGAAAAUCCAGAGAUGAUGGCACAACGUUGCAGCAAAAUGGCUAGACCUACUAAGUUUGACAAAGUAGUUAACAGAGAAAUUUGUCAAAUAAGUACUAAAGGUACAAGGGUAUAUACUCCACAGGAUGUAGAACCAGCUACGGCAAAUUCCAAUUAUUUGUUAUCUCUGGUUGAAAAAUGUCCAUCUGGUUCCAAUAUAUCUCAUUAUGGAGUGUGUUUCUUAGACACAACAAUAGGAGAUUUUUAUCUUUGUCAAUUCGAGGAUGAUCGCUGCAAUUCUAGAUUAUUAACUUUAUUUGCUCAUUAUCCGCCAGUCCAUGUGGUAUAUGAACGAGGUAAUUUGUCUCAAAGAACUUUAAAAAUUCUAAACAAUGCUUUAGCAGCGUGUAUUAAAGAACCGCUUCUACGUGAAUCUCAAUUUUGGUCGUCUACAACAACGUUGAAAAAUCUUCAUGAAGGAGAAUAUUUCAAAAAGCCAAAUUCCGAGUUUCAAUGGCCUGUAGGCUUACAACCAUAUCUUAAUCAAAGUGACAGUUUAGGUUUAACACCCGCUGACGAUAAAGAGUUAGCAGUAUAUGCAUUAGGUGGAUGUAUACACCUGCUCAAGGAAUGUCUGCUUGAACAACAACUACUGGCACAAGCACGUUUCAAAACGUAUACUCCUCCAGAUUUUUCAAAUGAAACCUUGAAAUUUGCAAAUAAUAUGGUUUUAGAUGCUAUCACUAUUAAUAAUUUGAGAAUUUUCGGGGAAGGUUCUCUUAUGAAGACGCUAGAUCGUUGCUGUACUGCAUUUGGAAAGAGAUUGUUGCGAGAAUGGAUUUGUAGACCAUCUUGUCGUAAAAACAUUAUAAUCGAACGUCAAGAAGCUAUACAAGAAUUAAUGAAUAAUUCAGAUAUAGUACAAAGUGCUCGUAAUAUGUUAAGUGGACUCCCUGAUCUUGAAAGAUUAUUAAGCAAGAUUCAUGCUCAAGGGAAUGCGGCAAAAAUGAAUAAUCAUCCUGAUGGCAGAGCAAUUAUGUUCGAAGGGCAAACGUAUUCAAAGAAGAAAAUUCUAGAUUUCACUACUACUCUGAGUGCUUUCGAGGAUGUUUUAAAAAUAGUUGCUUUGUUUGAAGAUUUCAACAGUACAUUAGUAAGUCGAUGUACUAAAGUAGAGCCGGAUGGCGAGUUUCCUUCGUUAAGAGAAUCAUUAGAUUAUUUCAAGACCGCGUUCGAUCACGAAGAAGCCAAGAAAGUAGGCUGCAUCGUUCCAAAAAGAGGUGUCGAUGACGAGUACGAUUCCGUUUUAAUGGAGCUUGAUGAUAUAAAGAAAGAUGCCGAAGCAUACCUUCAAAAGCAAAAACAGCAUUUCGGUGUAAAAGUGACGUAUCACGGAUCGGAUAGAAAGCGAUAUCAGAUUGAGAUUCCAGAGUCUCAGAUAAAGAAAGUUGGAAUCGGUUAUGAGCUUCAGUCGCAGAGAAAAGGAUACAAACGCUAUUAUACCAACGAGACCAAGGAAUUUCUAAGUAGACAAACAAAUGCCGAAGAACAUAAAAACAGAGUAUUAAAGGAUUUAAACAGAAGAAUAUUCGCAAAAUUCAGCGAGAAGUACGAUAUGUGGAAUAUGGCAGUUUAUAAAUUGUCUGUUUUGGAUGUUCUUAUUUCUUUGACUGAAUACGCUCUUAGUGGAGAUAUGUGUAUACCAGAAAUUUGUGACGGUACAGAUGAAGGGGUAUUUAUUGAUGUUAGAGAAGGACGGCAUCCGUGUAUUCUUUCGGACACAUUUAUACCAAAUAGUACUUUACUAGGAACCGAUAGUUCUGCCUCUUUCAUGAUUCUCACUGGACCAAAUAUGGGUGGUAAAUCAACAUUGAUGCGUCAAGUCGCUCUUCUUACUAUAAUGACACAGAUCGGAAGUUACGUUCCUGCAAGUUCCUGUCGUUUGACUUUAGUAGAUCGUAUUUUCACGAGGCUCGGAGCAAAUGACGAUAUUUUGGCUGGUCAGAGUACUUUCUUGGUAGAAUUGAGCGAAACUGCCGCGAUAUUGCAGCACGCUACACCAUACUCGCUAGUGCUGCUUGAUGAAUUGGGUCGUGGUACGUCGACGUAUGACGGUACGGCAAUAGCCGCCUCAGUUGUAAAUGCACUUCUGAAAUUGAAUUGUCGCACCUUGUUCUCUACACAUUAUCAUUCUCUGGUAGAAGAUUAUAAAAAUACCAAAGAAAUUACUUUAGCCCAUAUGGCAUGUAUGGUAGAAACGGAGGAACAGGAUGAAGUAUCUCAGGAGACGGUAACAUUUUUGUACAAACUUAGCGAGGGAGCUUGUCCAAAAUCAUACGGUUUCAAUGCUGCUCGGUUAGCUGGUGUCCCACCUGUAAUUACAAACAGAGCGCAUGAGAUCUCGAAGAAACUCGAACAAGAGACCAAUCAAAAACAUGUCUUCGCCAGUCUGUGCAAAGCGAACGGAACAGCUAUAAGGGAUCUGAUCGCUGCGAUGUAAAAACCAAAUCGUUCGAUAACGAAUAUUUAUAGGAACAUUUAGCAUGUAAUUACACUUUCACAGUAUUACGUAUUUUUUAAUAUUUUAUAAAUUUAUUUCGCUGAAGCUCGAUAUCAUUUGAUAUUCGUGUAUAUUUUGACAAUAAAAUUACUGGAAUGAAACGUCAACUUGAUAGUCAACAUCAUUUGUAAGCUGUGGACGGAAUGAUGGAUAAAAGGAACAACGAUUGUUGCUUACAAAAUUUUAUUAAUCAAUGCCAGAGUACAAAAGGGCUACUUAUGAGACGAGAAUACGAUGAAAUACAAACAAUUUUCUUACUCACACCAAAACGAUGAAGAAACAUUUCUUCUCUCUCUCUCUUUUUCUCUCACCUUUUCUCAAUUUUUUUAUUUCAAGUGUAAGAGGAAUCGUGUGCACGAGUAUCUUACUGUGAAAUAAUAAAUACAAUUCCUUAUGUGUUAUCGUGAAACAAGGAAGAAGCAAAUAGUGAACGACUAUAAAAAAAGAUGAAUGAUUAUUGGUUAGGUUACGUAUGAUAAGAGUUACGUAGUGUCUCUGCGUUAAGAGGAUCGUAAGUGAUAUACAGCGAUAAAUAGGAUCCAUGUAAAUCCUGACCGUUUAAGGAGUAUCUGCAUGUAUAGUAGGUUACUACGGUAUGAUUAGUAAAAUUGCAAUCUUCUCCAACAUUUUAAAUAUGAAUAGAUAUUUAUGCCUCGAUGUGCAAAAUUUUCUCUCCUUUUUCACCUCUUUUUUUUUUCUUCUUUUUUCUGUUUUUGUAUUCGAAUGAACAAAGAAACUUAAAAACAAAAAGGAACUGUGCUCUCUAUAGAAAGUUACGCGAAUGGCGUAUUUAUUAAUUCAUGCAGAAGAAAAAACUAGAUACGCUUAUUAAAAAGGCACGGAAAUUAAGAAAGCACUUGACCUUGUUUUCUUUUUUAAUGGGUUACACAUAUGAUGUACUUUUAUUAUUAUUAUUAAUAUUAAUAUUAUUUAUUAUUAUUAUUAUUAAUAUUAUUACCUUUCUUUUUUUCAUCUUUCGAGUAACAUAUGCCUACUUCUAAUAUACAAUUCCGAGGUUCCGUCAAACAUUUUCUAGGUUUUCUUUUUUUUUAUUUUAUUUUUAUUUUUAUAAUAAUUCAUUAUUAUAUUCUUGAAUCAAGGACUAUCUUUUUCCUACUUUCUGGACGUUCAUUUUCUUUUUUCUUCUCUUCGUUUAAUUUUUGCUAUAUUCAAUCGGAAUUUUUUUUUUUUUUUUUUUUUUUUUUUUUUCCGAAGAAAAAAGACCAACCGACAACAGUCUAUCGAAUUCAAGGGAGCGUGGUUCCUGGUGCUCGGUUUUUUUUUGAUUUCUCGCCACCCAGUAUUAAAGAAGUAAAGAAACG
Messenger RNA from Frieseomelitta varia, 4946 nucleotides. It is a transcript of the gene Msh6, whose product is annotated as probable DNA mismatch repair protein Msh6. Lineage: Eukaryota; Metazoa; Arthropoda; Insecta; Hymenoptera; Apidae. Gene Ontology annotation, molecular function: ATP-dependent DNA damage sensor activity; ATP binding; mismatched DNA binding. Gene Ontology annotation, cellular component: MutSalpha complex; nucleus. Gene Ontology annotation, biological process: mismatch repair. The record is from RefSeq and is a predicted model, not a curated record. Bases 151 to 3564 code for a protein of 1137 amino acids. The transcript is spliced from 21 exons.